AUAAUGUUCGCGUGUGUGUGCGGGAUUGGUUUGUUUGAAAAAAGAAAGAAAAACUUGAAUAUUUUCUUCCACUUGUUGUUGUCAAAUCGAAUGGCAAAAGUCAGUCAGUCACAAAAAAAAAUGAGAGUUGAGAGUUAACCACAGUUGAGUUGCGUUUUAUAUUCAGGUUAUUCAUUACGAACAAUAUCUGAUCAACAAAAAUUUCAACCAAUGGCACCAUAUCCAAAAGCAUUAGAACAACAACCCAAUGAUAUGUCCAAAUUACCCAAAAAACAAUCAUGGAAAGAAGCAUCAUCAUUAAUAAUAUUAGCACCAGAUAAUCAAUCGAAAAUCAAUCUUACAGAUGAUCAAAAUCUACCGAUCAAAUUUGAUUAUAAUACAUUGAUGGUAAAACGUUCAGUUACAUCAUCAUUUUUUGCAUCGGCAUAUGUAUUUCCAGGUGGACAAGUUGAAUUAUCUGAUUUUGAAUAUAAAUGGUAUGAUUUAUUUGAAAAAUACGGUAUCAAUUUGAAUGAUUUGGAUCGAAUAUCAAUGGAUAUUGUUGGACCAAGACCACCAAUGAUUACCGAUCCUAUAACGUUAAAAGGACAAUCAACCAAUAUGAAAAUUAUCAAUAUGGAUAUUGGUCUUCGUAUUACAGCUAUUCGUGAAACAUUUGAAGAAGCUGGAAUACUUUUACUUGUUGAUCCAAAAAAUCAUAAUGAUAAUGAUUAUUGUAAAGUUUUAACAUCAAAAUCACUCAAUACCGAUCUGAAUGAAUGGAGACAAAAAAUUCGAUCAGAUUCUGGACAAUUCAUUCAACUUUGUGAUCAAUUAAAAAUGGUACCAAAUGUAUGGUCACUUUAUGAAUGGUCAAAUUGGCUAACACCGAUCAGUGUUGGUCAUCGUCGUUUUGAUACAAUGUUUUAUGUUUGUUGUUUUGAACAAAAACCACCAGUUUUUGUUGAUAAUGCUGAAGUAACUACACCGAUUUGGUGUAAUCCAAUCGAAAUACUUGAAACACAUCGUUUGGAUCAGGCAUUUUUAGCACCACCACAAGUAUAUGAAUUAUCAAGAUUUUUACGUUUUCCAAAAAUGGAUCGAUUAUAUCGUUUUAUGCGUUCAAGACAAACAUUAGGUUGUCAACGAUGGUUACCAGUUUUUCUUACAUAUGAUGAUGGUGCACUAUCAUUAGUACCUGGUGAUGAACAAUAUCCAACCGAACCAUUAUUAGUUAGUGAUGGUAAACAAAUACCCGAAUUUAAUGGUAGUGUUCAUGAUGCAAAUCGUAAUGCAAAAUCUAAAAAUCGUAUGGAAUUAAUGGGAAUUAAAUGUCGUGCAAUUUGUACAAUUGAACCAGGUUGUGGUCAUAUUCCACCAAUUACAUAUCCUUUCAAUGAUGAUUCUGAUGGUGAUGAACAAUCGAAACCGAUAGCCAAAUUAUAAUGAUAAUUUUGUUGAAUUUUAUUUU
Dermatophagoides pteronyssinus (European house dust mite) is the source of this 1450-nucleotide messenger RNA. RefSeq names its product acyl-coenzyme A diphosphatase NUDT19-like. Gene Ontology annotation, molecular function: hydrolase activity, acting on acid anhydrides, in phosphorus-containing anhydrides. Gene Ontology annotation, cellular component: mitochondrion. The record is from RefSeq and is a predicted model, not a curated record. Lineage: Eukaryota; Metazoa; Arthropoda; Arachnida; Sarcoptiformes; Pyroglyphidae.